Orbilia oligospora ATCC 24927 is the source of this 774-nucleotide messenger RNA. RefSeq lists its product as uncharacterized. Lineage: Eukaryota; Fungi; Ascomycota; Orbiliomycetes; Orbiliales; Orbiliaceae. Gene Ontology annotation, biological process: DNA-templated transcription initiation. The transcript is spliced from 4 exons. Gene Ontology annotation, molecular function: RNA polymerase II general transcription initiation factor activity; DNA binding. Bases 1 to 774 code for a protein of 257 amino acids. The record is from RefSeq and is a predicted model, not a curated record.
AUGGAGAGCCUCACUACACAUCCCGCAACCCCCUUGCAAGCUAAGGCCUUCACUGGCCCUUCUUCUCUCUCCUUCCCCGGCGGUGCUGGUGAUCUCACUCCGCCGUCGAACGAGACUGAACGCUCCAACCAGAAGUCUGAUUCAAACUUGGACCCUUCGGCUGGUGGAAACAAUGUUCAAACUCCCGCUACGCCUGCUGCCACACCAUCCAACGGUAACGGCAAUGGUGUCAGUGGCAUUGUCCCGACUUUGCAAAAUAUCGUUGCCACUGUCAACUUAGACUGCCGUCUGGACCUGAAGACUAUUGCUCUUCAUGCUCGAAAUGCUGAGUACAAUCCAAAGCGUUUCGCCGCUGUUAUCAUGCGUAUCCGCGAGCCUAAAACCACAGCUCUUAUCUUUGCCUCUGGAAAAAUGGUUGUUACUGGCGCCAAAUCAGAGGACGAUUCCAAACUCGCUUCUCGAAAAUACGCUCGAAUCAUCCAGAAGCUUGGCUUCAAUGCCAAAUUCACGGAUUUCAAGAUUCAAAAUAUCGUCGGGUCCUGCGAUAUCAAGUUCCCUAUUCGCUUGGAGGGUUUGGCUAGUCGCCAUCACCACUUCAGCUCGUACGAACCUGAGCUGUUCCCUGGUCUCAUCUACCGUAUGAUCAAGCCGAAGAUUGUUCUUCUUAUCUUCGUCUCCGGUAAGAUCGUCUUGACAGGUGCCAAGGUCAGAGAAGAAAUUUAUCAGGCCUUCGAGAUGAUCUAUCCUGUGUUGUCGGAUUUCCGAAAGGUUUAA